Molecule: messenger RNA, 15471 nt
Organism: Alligator mississippiensis (American alligator)
Lineage: Eukaryota; Metazoa; Chordata; Crocodylia; Alligatoridae
Gene: MPRIP
Product: myosin phosphatase Rho interacting protein
Exons: 24
Coding region: 120-7454 (2444 amino acids)
Biological process (GO): actin filament organization
Cellular component (GO): actin cytoskeleton
Molecular function (GO): actin filament binding
Source: RefSeq, a predicted model, not a curated record
CCCCCCGCCCCCCGGCCGGUCUGAGGCGGGGAUGCCGCCGCCGCCGGGCGCACGGAGCCGCCGCGCUGGGGCCGCGCUGGCGGGGCGCUGAGGAGCCGCGGGAGGGGCCGGGCCGAGCCAUGUCGGCCAAGGAGAACCCGUGCAGGAAGUUCCAGGCCAACAUCUUCAACAAGAGCAAGUGUCAGAACUGCUUCAAACCCCGCGAGUCGCAUCUGCUCAACGACGAGGACUUGAACCAGGCGAAGCCCAUCUACGGCGGAUGGCUCUUGCUGGCUCCGGAAGGCACCGACUUUGACAACCCCGUGCACCGAUCCCGGAAAUGGCAGCGCCGAUUCUUCAUCCUCUACGAGCACGGCCUCCUGCGCUAUGCACUGGACGAGAUGCCCACAACCCUCCCCCAGGGCACCAUCAACAUGAACCAGUGCACAGAUGUCGUGGAUGGGGAGAGCAGGACAGGGCAGAAGUUCUCUCUGUGCAUCCUGACCCCCGAGAAGGAACACUUCAUCCGAGCUGAGAACAAAGAGAUCAUCAGCGGGUGGCUGGAAAUGCUGAUUGUCUAUCCAAGGACAAACAAGCAGAAUCAGAAGAAGAAGAGGAAGGUAGAGCCCCCAACUCCUCAGGAGCCGGGUCCUGCCAAGAUGGCCGUGACCAGCAGCAACAUCCCCAGUGCUGAGAAGGUCCCUGCCACCAAGUCCACACUGUGGCAGGAGGAGAUGAGGGGCAAAGACCAAGCAGAUGGGAGCAGUAGCCUCAGCCCGGUCCAGAGCCCUGUGCAGAACCAGGCCGCACCUGCCAGCUCCCUGAAGGAACCUGUGCUAGAAAGCAAAGAAGACGAGAGCUCCAUGAACGGCGACCGACUGGACUGUGGCCGGAAGGCGCGUGUGGAGAGCGGUUACUUCUCCUUGGAGAAGACUAAGCAAGACUCAAAGUUGGAAGAACAGCAGCUGCUGCCUCCGCCAUCCCCUCCCAGCCCCAGCACCCCAAACAACAGGUACAGUUAUCCCAAAUCGCCUUCCCAGGAGCACGCCCGCCCCUUUCCUUCCCCAGGUACCCGAUCAGGCAGCCGAAUGGUUAACAGCUACUCCCUGAACUCCCUGGACUCGAAGAGCACUUGCCUCAUGCACAAGGACGUCAGCAGCCGAGACGGGGGACAGGGAGCAGACAAGUCGGGGCGCUCCCUUUCUUUUAAAGCCAGCCGGCAGUACGCCACCCUGGCCGACGUCCCCAAGGCCGUUCGGAUCAGUAACCGUGAGGCCUUCCAGGUGGAGAGAAAACGGCUGGAACGGAGGACUCGGGCCCGCAGCCCCGGCAGGGAGGAGGUGGCCCGGCUCUUUGGCAAUGAGCGGAGGCGAUCCCAGGUCAUUGAGAAAUUCGAGGCAUUAGAUAUAGAGAAUUCCGAGCACAUGGAAACUAAUGUGUUGCCAGGCUCUGCCCUCUCCAGUGAGACGCGCCAAGGCAGGAGUGAGAAGAGGGUUUUCCCCAGGAAGCGGGACUCCGAAACAGCAGCAGUAGGCUCCAUCCCAGAGGUCUCUGCUUCCCCUUUGUCUCCACAUCGUAGAGCAAAAUCACUGGAUAGAAGGUCCACGGAGUCCUCCAUGACGCCUGACCUGCUGAACUUCAAGAAGGGAUGGCUGACGAAGCAGUAUGAGGACGGGCAGUGGAAGAAACACUGGUUUGUGCUGACGGAUCAGAGCCUGAGGUACUACAGGGACUCAAAGGCAGAAGAGGCAGCUGAUUUGGAUGGAGAAAUAGACUUGUCUACGUGCUAUGAUGUCACUGAAUACCCAGUUCAACGCAACUAUGGCUUCCAGAUCCACACUAAAGAGGGGGAGUUCACCCUCUCCGCAAUGACAUCUGGGAUUCGACGGAACUGGAUCCAGACAAUCAUGAAGCACGUUCGCCCCACCACUGCUCCCGAUGUAACCAGCUCCUUGCCAGAAGAGAAAAGCAAAACCAGCUCUUCCUUUGAGACCUGCCCGAAACCAAGCGAGAAGCAGGACUUGGACCAAGCAGAGAUGGACCCUGAGCAAAAGCGGAGCCGGGCUCGGGAGCGCAGGCGGGAGGGGCGCUCCAAGACCUUUGACUGGGCCGAGUUCCGCCCCAUCCAGCAAGCCCUGGCGCAGGAGAGAGCCAGCACGGCGGAGUCUGCCAAGGGCGGCACCCCCACCUUCCCCAGGGAACCCAGCGUGUUGGACACGGACGCUGGGGAGCUGGAGAGGGAGCGCGCGCGGCGGCGGGAGGAGAGGCGCAAGCGUUUCGAGAUGACUGAUGCUGUUGAUGGGACGGGUUCGGAGGAUGCGCUGCGGAUGGAGGUGGACAGGGUCCCGGGCUUGCCCGUCACUACCGACGUCAAGCCGCAGAACGUUCACGUGGAGAUCGAGCAGCGGUGGCACCAGGUGGAGACGACCCCCCUGCGCGAGGAGAAGCAGAUCCCCAUCAUGCCCCUGCACCUGACGCACUCGGAGGAUAGGGAGGACAGGCUCUCCAAUCACCACCUAACCACGCUGCUAGAGAAGGAGCUGGAACAGAGCCAGAAGGAGGCACUGGACCUGCUCGAGCAGAACCGGCUCCUGCAGGACCAGCUGAAGGUAGCUCUGGGCCGGGAGCAGAGUGCCAGAGAAGGCUACGUGUUGCAGACCGAGGUGGCCGCCUCGCCAUCGGGUGCCUGGCAGAGGCUCCAUAAAGUCAAUCAAGAUCUCCAAAGCGAGCUGGAAGCCCAGUGCCAGCGUCAAGAGCUAAUCAAUCAGCAGAUUCAGUCCUUGAAACGUAGCUAUGGCGAAGCAAAGGAUGUGAUUCGGCACCAUGAAGCUGAGAUUCAGAGCCUGCAGGCCAGACUCGGCAAUGCCGCAGCGGAGUUGUCCAUCAAAGAGCAAACUCUGGCCAAGCUGAAAAGUGACUUGAAGAUGGAGAAGGAGAAAGCCAAAGAGCAGCUGGAGGAGUGGCAGCACAGUGAGACCACUCUGAGCUCCCAGUUAAAAGUCAGCGAGCAAAAGUUAAAGGCGGCAGAGGCGCUGCUGCUAGAAAAGACGCAGGAACUGAGGGACCUCGAAGUGCAGCAGGCACUGCAAAGGGACCACCAGAAAGAAGUGCAGAGGCUCCAAGAUAGGAUUGCAGACCUGAGCAUGCAGCUGAGCGCUAGUGAACGGGCCCGCAUCCUAAUGGAGGAGAAGCUGCAGAAGAAUUAUGAGGCUUUGCUGGAAAGCUGCGAGAAGGAAAAGCAGGUUUUAAUACAGAGUUUGAAGGAGGUGGAGGACAAGGCCAACGAGUAUGAGAAUCAGCUGCAAAACAAUGAGCAGCAAAUGGAGAUUCUUCAGAAAGAGAAGCUGAAUGCAAAAUGUGAAGGCAGCGAGAUCGUGCACCAGCUUGAGGAGCAGCUGGAGAUGAAGGAGGCCAGCAUCCAGAAACUGGCUGAGCAUAUUGAGGAGCUGGAAAGGGAGAGAGAUCAGAUAAAAUGUAGGUUCCAAGAGCUCAUGAAUCAAGUUGCUGAGUCUGAUAAUGAGGUUGCCAAGCUGCAGGCAAAGUUGAAAAUGGAAGAGACCAACUAUCAGAACCUGGAGCACUCGUAUGAGGAAGUAUCAGAUCAAUUCCAGAGCAUGCAAGAAGUGUUAAAAGAAAAGGAGGAAGAGCUGAGACAUGUGAAGGAAAUGCACUUGAGAAUUGUUGAGAAGAAAGACCAAGACCUCAAUGAGGCUCUGGUGAAAAUGGCUGCUUUGGGUAGCAGUUUGGAGGAAACUGAAGUGAAGCUACAGGCCAAAGAAGACGCUUUACAGAAGUUAGCUAAUGCAGGCUCAGGACCGUGUGCUGAAGAUGCAGAAGACUUCUGCACUAAUCUUGAGGCUGAUGAAAAUCCUAAUCCAGAACUGGGACAGCAUCUCCAAACUCGCGAUGAACUUCCAGGUUUGCAUUACACCCCAAAAGAUGAUGAUGAAGGUACUGAGACCAGCCAAAGGCAGGCUGCUGAACUCACCGUGUCAAGUAUGGAAGAACCGGUGUCUCCAUCCAAGUCUCUAGAGCUUCAAGACAGAGAUAUCGUUCAGAAAAUCUUAGCAAAGCCUGAGACAGGAUUUGUAGGUGCCAAAAGGCAAAGAAUCCGUUUCUCGAACAUCCAGUGCCAAAAAUAUAUCCACGCAGAUGGGUCAGAGAAGAACUGGACUAGUAGCACAUCUUCAGACACGAGCCAGGACCGGUCAUUGUCUGAAGAAAGCAUGUCAUCAGAACUGCCUCUUGGUUACCCGUCCUCAGGAGCCAGUGACUCGGAGACUUAUCUUUCAAUCAUCCAUUCCUUGGAAACAAAACUUUACAUUACGGAAGAAAAGCUCAAAGAUGUGACCUUGAAACUGGAAAGUCAGCAAGGUCACAACCAAGAGACCCUGAUAGCCCUUCACCAUCAGUGGGCCAGCACAGAGUCUCAGCUGAGGGAGCAGCUCCAAACGAGCCUGUCCCAAGUCAGUGCUCUGGUUUCGCAGUUGGAAACUGAGAGGCAGGAAAAGUUCAAGAUGGUAGAAAAUCAUGUUAGUGAGCUGGGGGAUUUCCAAAUGAAAAACGGCCAAGCACUGACCUGCUUGGAGAAAUGCCGAGAGCAGCUAAGAGCUUUGCCUAAUUCUGACAAGGAAAAAGAAAGCAAUUUGUUUCUUAUGACUCUGUCCAGCAUGGAAACCACCUUAGCAAAUGCAGUCCAAGUCUUGCAGGGAGCGCCCGUCUCACCUGAUCAUCAGCCGAGGGACAGCCGUCUAGCUGAAACGGCACAAGUAGAAGGAAGUUUGUUCGAUGAAGAGAAACAAGUUUCCCAGCAGCGUCAAGCUGAGAUGUUUGAUAGAGACCACUUGAGGUUGCUUUCUGAGAGAGUAGCAUUCGAAGCCUCCCUGAUCAACCAAAUAGCAGACUCUCUGAAAAAUGCAAGCUCUGAGAUUUCCCAGAUUCUCCAGGAGAUUCACGGGACAGCUGAGGUGGCGUUAUUAGAGCCAGCAAAUGUUUCUCACACAGCUAUUGCAUUGGCCAACCUCUUAUCAAAGAAGCUGUUACUGGAAGGUGAAUUCUGGAGCCAGGUAGAAGAACUGAGAAAGCACUUAGGCACCAAAGACAAGGAGGUAGAAGGCAAAAUGGAAACGGUUAGUUUUAGUUUUCCACAAUGCCUUGUCCACACGAUAGCAGACGCCUCAUUGAUCAGGGCAGAACUUGGUUUUGUUGCGCAGAAAGUGAGAGAGUCUUUUCAUCAGAGGCUAAAAACAAUUGAAGAAGACCUCCAUAAUACCAAAACCGCUCUCCAGCAGCAUAAAUGCAUGUUGGAAGAAAUCAUCAAAGCAUACAGGACCCCUGAAUUUGACAGGGUUAUGCAUCAAAUUUCUGAAGCGCUCGAGAUCCAAAAAGACGUUUCAGACCAGACCCAGGUCUGUUGGGGUGGGAGUCAUCCAGAAGUGGUGCUGCAUCAGGACCCAGUCAAGAUGGAGGAGGGCCAGAGUUUGACAGAGCAGAGUAGUGAAACUCUUGUUGCUAUUCAAGAAGAUCUUGCCCUACAGCUGAAAGAUAAAGCAAAUAUUCUUAAGGAAAUAUCUGUUGCCUUACUAUCCCUGUCCCCUGAGGAAGCCAUACAGGACUGUCAGAAGCUCCUGAAGGUUUCUCAGAGCAUGGGAGAUCUUGAACGAUACUCAUCUUUGUUAGUUCAGGACGCAGUUAUCCAGGCUCAGGUGUGUUAUGGGGCUUGCAGAGUUAGACUGGAGUAUGAAAGGCAGCUGAAGUUUUACAAAGAGUCCUUGCAAAACAUGGACACUCUGUGUCAGGAGCGUGGACAGGCUGUUGCUGUCCUUCGGGAGGAAUAUGAAGACUUGCUUCGAAAACAGCGGAGCGAAUAUGGCGAGAUGAUAACCAUCCUUGAAAGGGAGAACGCAGACCUUCAGGCAAAAGUGUCUCAGCUGGAGAACCAGCGGAGGUUGUUGGAGGAAGAAGAACACAAACGCAGCAAAAGCAUCAGCGAGUUAAAAAGCAGGUAUGAGGAGGAGAUACGAAAUGUGAUAGAGCAGUUGAACAGGACUGAGGACACUCUAAAGGCAGAGAGGGCGGAGGGCCUGAACCAACUCGAUGCCGUUGUCCGGGACAAGCAGGACAUGGAGAGGUACCACCUUGAGCAAAUGCAGACACUGGAGGACAGGUUCCAGGCCAAGGUGAAGGAACUGCAAGUCAUCCACAGCGAGGAGCUGCAGACCCUGCAGGAGCAUUACAGCCAGAACUUGCAGCGCUUGCAAGGAACGCUCGAUGACUACCAGCGCCAGCACCCGGAGGCCGUGCCCUCCCAGGGGCCUGGGACUGCGCGGACAGCAGAGCAGCCUAGUGGAGGCAUGCAGCUCUCCGAAAGCGAGCUAAACUCCAUGCAUGGGCUGAGGGAGCGCAUCCAGGAGCUGGAGGCCCAGAUGGAUGCCAUGCGAGACGAGCUGGAGAACAAGCACCUAGAGGGGAGCACGGCCACGCUGAGGGAGAAGUAUCAGAAAGACUUUGAGAACCUGAAGGCAACAUGUGAGCGAGGGUUUGCAGCCAUGGAGGAAACGCAUCAGAAGAAGAUCGAGGAUCUGCAGAGGCAGCAUCAGCGGGAGCUGGAGAAACUGCGGGAGGAGAAGGACCGCCUGCUGGCAGAAGAAACGGCUGCCACCAUCUCGGCCAUCGAAGCCAUGAAGAAUGCCCACCGGGAGGAGCUGGAGCGGGAGCUGGAGAAGUCCCAGCGCUCCCAGAUCAGCAGUGUCAAUGCGGAUAUCGAGGCCCUGCGGAGGCAGUACCUGGAGGAGCUGCAGUCAGUCCAGCGGGAACUGGAGGUCCUUUCAGAGCAGUACUCCCAGAAGUGCUUGGAGAAUGCACACCUGGCCCAGGCCCUGGAGGCUGAGAGGCAGGCCCUCCGCCAGUGCCAGCGAGAGAACCAGGAGCUCAAUGCGCACAAUCAGGAGCUGAAUAACCGCCUGGCUGCUGAGAUCACGCAGUUACGGACGCUGCUGACUGGGGAGGGCGGGGGAGAGGCUGCUGGCUCACCUCUCACGCAGGGCAAGGAUGCCUAUGAGUUGGAGGUCCUGUUGCGAGUCAAGGAAUCAGAAAUCCAGUACCUGAAGCAGGAGAUCAGCUCCCUUAAGGAUGAGUUGCAGACAGCUCUGCGGGAAAAGAAAUACGCCAGUGACAAACACAAGGAUAUCUACACAGAGCUGAGCAUCGUGAAGGCCAAGGCAGACUGCGACAUCAGCCGGUUGAAAGAGCAGCUAAAGGCGGCCACGGAAGCGCUGGGCGAGAAAUCCCCCGAGAACACAUCCGUGUCGGGCUACGACAUCAUGAAAUCCAAAAGUAACCCCGAUUUCCUGAAGAAAGACAGAUCCAGUGUUAGCCGGCAAUUAAGGAAUAUCAGGUCAAAGAGUCUGAAGGAAGGCUUGACGGUGCAAGAACGCCUGAAGCUUUUUGAAUCCAGGGACUUGAAGAAAGACUAGCUCUUUUUUUUUCCCCUCCCUCCCCUUCCCUGUUCAGCCCGAACACCCGCACCUGGCAGCUCACGGCCAUGCAGCACGAGCACUGUUUUGUUUCUUGUUCCUUUUGACCAUCGUCGCUGCUGUUGGUCUAGACACUCCUGAUCCGACUGGGCGUGGGUCUUCUCUGCCCCCAAGGGCUCUGUGCCUCCUCCUCCUGCUUCAUGAGAUGCUUCAGAGACUACGAGGGAGGAGGGGAUGGACCUUGGUCCCCUGCUGCUCUUUGCAGGAGAAUCCUUCCUUCGUUGAACAACCAUUAUUACACUAAGUGUCAGUAUUAAGGCUGGGCGCCUGUCGAUAAGCUAACUGUCGUACCGACUGCGGUGGGAUAGGCGCAGGGCCUGGGCGGCGCAGCCCUGAACUCGCUGCACUGCUGUUGCUUGAUCCUGGGCUCUGUGCAUGCCAGGAUCCUGACCGUGGAACUUGCCUCUUGCACUUCUGGGGAAAAGCCCACGGCAAAAGCAGCAGGAAGAGCAGGUCGGUUUGAGUUGUAAGCAGCCCUUGCGAUCGGGUUUGGGCCUGGGUCACAGCACUGAUGGCCACUAGCCCAGCAGAGCAGAGGGAGGGGUGUUGGUCGGGCUUUGUGCCCAGGUUCAGACAGUUACAGACAGAACGCCCAACAUUCAUCUGAAACACAGGCUUCAACGCAACGUGGCCCAAAGGCCUGCCGCCCUCCAUGAUCCUCCCUCUCAUCCCCGGUGCUGUCUGAGCAAUGUGCUACAGGAUUCAGCAGUCCAAAACCAGCCUAGCAGUAGCUGUCUAGCCUCUACCUACUGCCCCUUCUUCCCAUCACCCCUCAAAAGUACUAGGGCCCUUCCUCCAGUCUCUGGAGGAUGGAUGGAUGGAUGCUGACCACAAAGCAGAACCAGCUCCGGCUGUGGAAAUGCUCUGUUCAGUCCAAAUGCUGCCUUCUUUCACUUGGCCCCAGAAUCCUGCUCCUCCUGCCUACAAACGGCUGUAGUUGUGAUGCCACUUUGGGGCCACAUUUUGGAAUGAGUCACAAAAUCCUGCAUGCUCCCAACCGCAGCAGUAUCGUGGCUCCUGCCUACUCCUGAUGGAGGCUGGCUUAAAACAAAUGCAAGCCUGUUAAGCAACAAAGCAGGUGGGAGGGCAGGAGAUUGGAAACAGCUGAGGAGAUGGAGGGAACCCAGUAGCACAGGUGCAGCCCUGACCUGUGGGGCUCGGCAGCAAAGCAGCUGUUUUGCCAAGACCCCCUUGCUCCGCCUGCCCAGGACAGACACUAGCUCAGUCACUGCACUGCCAAUGACAUUCCACGUGCUGCCCCCCCAGCUCCUUGGUUUCAGGCCUGAUUUGACUCGGCAUAAGGACCUGUCCAGUGCAGGCCAGGAACCGCAUUUAAAUGCUGGUGCAGCACUGGGUUUCAACCCCGAUUUGGCCAUCUCGCAGUUUCAGUUGCAUCGUACUGUGCGUCUAAGAAUCUGCACCCUCCUCUAGGGACUGAAGCUGCUGCCUAGCUUUGAAACUGCAGCAUUUGGCUGGAACUCUGUUUUCACGGGCUGUGCUGAUUUCUGGCCUAAGGCUGGUGCUAGAGCUGGUUAAAGCUCUGCUUUCCCAGGGAGGGGAGUUGCUUUUGUGCUGCUAGGCCACGAUUGGUGUUUCCCUCCACCCCCCCCUUUUGAAGCCACUAGCCAGCCUUGCAUCUCUGCUCCAUGGUGGGAAAUGGGUUCUGUUGUCUCCCUCCCUGCCUUGGACCCAGACUGGGCUGCUGUGCUUGUCUGUGCAUCUAUGUAGGAUAGGCAAGGGAGGGCUGAAAUCCCCAUCUCUCCCUGCCCCCCACUCCUGGGGUGCCAUGCUGUGCCUAGGCAUGUUGGAGGCAGAGGGAUGUGGCGAGAUGCUGCAGCGAAGGGAUAAGAAGUGGGGAGACCAUGCCACACUGGACUCUCAUGACCCUUCCCCCUUCUUACCCCCCUGUCCUGUAACAGACUUUUGUGUGUUCUCCACACAGCCGUAGGACCUGACCCAGCCCUUUCUGCUCCCAGAGACUCUGGGGUCAGGCCAGCUGCCCAACCACCUUCCCGGACUAAUAGCCAAGAGUCUAAGAGCUGCUCCUUACGUGCUCACGACCCUGCAUGGACCAGCCCCAGUGGCAUGCAGCCUUGCCCCUUGUCUGUACUCCUCUCCUGCAGUGGAGAAGCACAACUUGCUGCCUGUAUUGGGUUCAGCAGGGACCCAGAGCUCUUCAGCUCUGGCGCUGAGCCAUGCAUGCCCACGCUGAGGUGUACCCGUUCUUUAGUACUUGCUGGCCCUAGAACAGACUAGGAGCUUUCCUUACCACUUCUUGCCAGUGUUUGGGGAAGAGGGACCUCAGGAUGGGCUGGUCCCUUUGGAUGUUCCCACCCUGUGUGCCCACCAUGCUGUGGCGAGGGUGCACCUGGCGGGGCCGGUGGUGCCGUCCGUGCUGUGACAGGCCGGAGCUGAGGCUAGCUACUGCCAGGGAGCUGGGUGGUUCACCUGCUGUGUCCAUUUACUGUAUAAGCCCUUGCGCAUGCAGCACAGCCGUUCAGCUGACGUGUACAAUAGCCAGCUUGCUCUUUCCCUGACCUUUCUAUUUGAGCAGCCACCAGAAGAGGAAGUCCUUUUGUUCCUAGGCUCCGUCCCUACCAGUCGGGGUUUGGCGGAUGUCUGCUCUGCUCCGUUAGCUUUCCAGCCCUGAAUUCUCCUCAGAGGAUUGAGCCUGUGGGAUCCAGGCUGGGGUCCUUCAGUGUUGUAACUUCUUCCCCACAAGGGUGCACUCGAAUGGAUGAACUCGAUACCUCCGAGCAGUGCACUCACCCUGAAGGGUGGCGGGAAGCAUUGCUUGCUUUUAUGCCAGCUGAGUUGGCUGUAGUGGAGAAACCACAUGUCAACCACUCCUCCCGUUACGGGCUCUUCUCUGCCCUGGGCUGUUGCAGUGACUGCUUUGCUCAGUGAAUUUGUUCAGAAUCUGCUAACUCUUGAGUGCAAAAUAAAGGUGCGUUAUGUCCCCCUUUUACAGCUGCACUGCCAAUAGCUGGAGGCCACAGGGUGAGGGUGAGGAGGUGGCGGCUAUAAACAGGCAGGGCUUGCUGCUGUGUGGUACACUUUCACUGAGCCUCAGGUGGAUCCUAACAGGGAUGAUUUUUGGAGGUGAGGGAAACUGAAGUCACCCUUCCUCUGCUGUACGCUUCAUCCCAGGGACUCUUCCUGAGGCUCAGGCCCUCAGCUUUGCCCAGGUAUUCUGAUUAAUGAGUCACUGGCAUCUGUUUGCUUCACUUGGGUUUCUGUUAGAUCCUGCUUUUAUAAUGCUAGAGGAGCUUGGUAACUAGCAGAGCUGCAGAGCCGUGCAGCCUGUCGUGGAUGAUGUUGCCUGGCACGACGAGGUGGCGAGCUGGCUUGGAGGAAGAGUUUGCAGUGUGCUGACUGGCGGUGGGAUGGGCUUCUGGACCAUGCAGACUGGGUCAGGUGCUCCAGCGGAGGCAACAAGGGAAAACUGAAGUUGAUAUGGGGACGCUUCCCAUCUUUGGACCCAGCAGGUGUAAAAGUGGGCGAGGACAGGGAGAAAGGCAAUGCAGGCUAGUGGAAGCACUCAGGUGGUGGAUGCUCAGUGCGAGGCAGGCAGGGAGAGAAGCGGAAGCAGCAACGAGCAAGCCGGGUAGCAAGAGGAAAGGUACUGGAGCAACGGCGGGUCCAGGGCAAGCUCAGAAAGCUUUCUGCUCAUGCUGUCCCAUAAUAACCCUGUGGCAUGCAGCUGGGUUGGGGGGGGGGGGGGGUCGGGGGUCGUUGGGCUUGUUUAGAUGCAGGGUCCCAAAACUGCUUAAGGGAAGAGGGUAUUUGAUUUGAUGGUUUCCUUAGCCCAUUAGUCUUUCCCACGUGAAUGCACUCCAAGCAAAAGGCCAUGUGCAUGGAAGUUUUGAAUAGGUUGCUUGAGGGAACGUGCGGUUCUUUGUAAACCCAGGACCCUGCAGACGAUGGGUAAAGCCCCAGCAGUAACUCUGGCUUAAACUAGCUGGCAUUUGCCCCUUAACCUCCCAGUGUCUUACUUCCUACUUUAUGGCAACCUUCAAUCAUCCUGUAACCUUGUCUUAUUGGGUCAGCUGUAAAAGGAUUUGCUCCAAGGUCUGCCAAGACUACCAGAUCAGCAGAAUCUGAACUUGUUGGAUCUGUCAGCAAAGGUUUUAUUACUGGGAAUCUUUAACUAAUACAUAUUGGCUCACUUUUCUGGACUUUAUUCUGCCUUGUAAACCUAGCUAGAUGUGCUGUCCCAGAGAGAGGAAACCACAGACAGGAGACACCGGCUGGAGACAGAAAAAAAGUGUGUUGCAAACAAGAGAAAGCUAAUUUAGAGGGAAAUCCACCAGGCAACACAUGGAGGAGUGGGUGGGAUCACCCUCUGAGGAAUAUUCUUAAACUUCUAGGAAUGUCUAACAAGCCAAAUAGAUGCUUUUCUUGCUGAACUUUGCUGUGUUAAAGUAUUUAACACCUGAACAGAGGUCUCUUAAAGUGCAGUUGUGGUGUUCUUAUAUACUGUCCCUUUUAAGAGCAGUGCGUGUUGAAGCUCGGCCAUCUCCAGAAGGGGAUUUGGCCCUUUUAAAAAUGUCUUUAUGCUCUGCGUGGGCCAAGCCCUCUGCUGUCGGGUGGCACGGGGAGCUGCACCAUCCCACCCGGCUGCGGCUGCAGCGCUCCUGGCUAGGAGCUGACAGAAUCUGCACGGCAAAAACCACUGUUCCUAUGGUUAGUUCAAGGAGGACGAUGUGGUGGGGCUCGAACACGUAUCCUUCCUCCCUCCCUCCGAAACGCUGUCACAAACCUUGCUUUCCUCCCUGUCUUUGGUUUUGAUGUGACAGCUACUUGACCCUUUCUCAAGCGUUAGACAGCGUCUUUUCCUGCGCUCCCAAAGGGCCUCCAGGUGCAGUAAACACAGGUCCUAAAACCGUCCCGUAGAGGUACAGGUCAAAAACAUGGUUUAAAGGGAAAAACAACCUUGCAGAAGUCUUGGCUGUGUGCAAGGCUCUGCGGUAAAGCCCAGUUCUUCCUGCUGCUUCAGGCUUCAGCCUUUCUCCAGAAUGAGAGCAAGCAGGGCUCCUCUAAGACCGACUGGGGAGAGGGCAGGAAGAACAGCAAGCAAAAUCCCCGAUUUGCCCCAAGAUUUCCAAAUUCUACUUGCAUUUUUCCAGAAGAGCAUCUUACAAGUGACUUCUCUGGCUGUGGCCAAGGCAUCCUCCCUAGGCAAUGGGGUGAGUCAGUCUCGUAGCUAUAUUGCUUGAAUUGCUCUUAAAGGGCACAGUAUAUACAUUGUGUGAAUAUAUAUCUAUAUAUAUUGCAAGCCGCUGCAUUUUACACAAUCCUCCACUAUGAAAAGUACUGAAAUGUGAGGUCUAGUAAAAAUCAAGUUCAAAGUAAACUGUAGAAACAUAGGCUCUUUCUGACUGCUUCCAAAGUUUUGUCUUUUGUGGAGAGUUUUUCCUGCCACUUUCCUUUUUGGAAAUAAUUAGAUUCACGUCCUUUUUAACUGUGACUUCUUCCCCUCUGUCCACAUAAGAAAGGAAAGAGAAAUUUGACAGACUUGCUUCAGAAACAGAACUUUGUGCCGAUGCGCAGAGCAAAAACAAACAAAACAAAGUUAUUUUUCCACAAUAGAAGUUGACUGGAACACACCACAGUCCUGAGCGUUGUGAAACACAUCACUUUUGUAGCAGCUGUAUACUUGAUUGGGAUUCCACUAGACCUUUGCAUUUUUGUGGUUCGUAUGCAGUACUUUCUUCAUUGUGAAUACUUAAGCACAUGCACGCUCAGUGUAGCUUGCCUUUCCUUUGUAAUUUUUCCAUUUUUUAAAAAAAAGCUUUGUUAUUCCUCUCUUUAAAAUAAUUUAAAACCUGUAUAGUAUUCAAAGCACGCAAUGUAAAUAUUUAUUACUCAGAAGUUAGUGGAGGGUUCUUUUUCUGUGACUAAGUUGUGUUUUUGUUUUUUAAAUCUUGUUCUAAUCCAGAUGUCCAGUUUGAGGUUGCAAGAGGAGAUCCGCGUGUAAUAUGUUGACCCCCCCUGUGCCCCCGAUAGAAUGUUUGGUUUUUGAUGACUGUUAUAAAUAUCUUUUAAAACGUCUCUGCUGACCUACACUUUCAGUUUUGAAGACACCUGUCCAAAGAACGUGUACAGUGUUUUGAGAACUGUAACCUUACAGCACUAUAAAUUGUUUUUUCCAUUCAGAGAAUUCAGUAAUCUUGUGUUCAACAGUGGCAUUAACAUCCUGUGAGCGUGCAAAACUGCUAGCUAUAGAAGUAGUAACUACUUUGUGCCUAGAGCAUACGCAAGGAUCCUUGCACGGUAACAUAGGACUGUUGCAGCGAGUGAAUGAAGGAGCUUAGGGCUCAGUCUGUGAUUGUGUAACUCGUGCAGCAGCAGUGAAGCUACUCUGUAAGGCCGUAUGGAAUUAAGGGAACUACAGACCGAUCUGUCUCCUAGCUGUGCAGUUACGUAUUGUACAACAGCAUGGAAUUUACUGUAACUUCCGAUAUGUAAGGAACUGUCUUAAAAUAUAACUUUCAGUACAAUGUAGUUACUACUGAGUUGCACUUACGAUGCGAUCCCCUAUCACUGUAUUACGAAGCCUUUUCUAGGAACGGAUGCAAAAAUAGUUGAAAGACUGGGGAAGGACACUCGAUAGUAACAUGGGCUGAAACCAACCAACCUUUGUCAGCUCGCCCUAGUGCUUUAUCCCGUCUCAGCCUGCACUUUAUUAGACUACUAGAGGAGACUGAGGGUGUGGGUGUCCACUAGCCGAAGCCUGACUAGUGAAUUGAGUUGGUACUGUCAGAACUAACCCAGCUGGCCACUGACCAGUAAUAGUUUACUGCAAUCACAAGCAAUUAUUUCCUCACUUCUCCCAUCUUCCUCACGCCAUAAUUGUGUGUUCGAUGGGACAGGAACACUGACUUUUUGUUCUAUCUAUAGAGAGCAAAAUGUGUUGUAAAAUACUAAAGACUUUGGUAUGUAGGAAAUAGAUAAGGAUUCUUAGGCUCUGACCCACAUUCACCCUCUUGGGACCUGGAGUUCUGGGGUGACUUGAGAUUACGAGAACUAAUUUUUCUGAACUGAUAGGGGUUUUUGGGGAUAACAGGGAGUGGGAGAGGGAAAUGUGGUUUUGGGUGAUACCUGCGUAGCGGUCACAAUAGACACAAGUCCAGACGAUGUUUGAUCUUCCUCACCCUCACACUGCCAACGCAGUUGGGACUGAAGCUCUGCUUUGGCUCUUGCGCACACCUUUGGUCAGCUGCCCAGCCACAACUGGAAGAGCCUGAAAAGUGCACCCUCCAUGACCAACUGACUUGCAAGAGCUUCAGCCCUGGGGCAGAUGGAAAGAAAUCCCAAGGAGCUGUGCCUUAUGGUGAUACCCCGGAGUCCACUACAAGGUGACUACGUUUCUGCAGUGGGACAAGACGAAGGCAGCCGCCACCUGAUCUGCUCCUUGGCUGAGUGGCAGUAAUGACAGCAGAUAAAGCCCUGAGGAGCAUGUUGCUGGUGAAUGCUUUUGAGGGUGGCGUACAAAUCGGAGUAGAUCUGGUGUGGUGAGGAGGGAAGUGGCCACGCAUUCUAAAAACCCAACCACCGGUGCUGCAGAUCUGAAUGGUGCAAGGUAGGGUGAGGGGGCGGGGGGAGGGCUGGGGACUGCACCUGUCUGAGGAGUCACGUGUUAGACUUGAUCCAUGUCCUCUUGCAAAGGGGAAUGUGUGUUUGUUUGAGGCUUCUGUUUUACUGAGUAUGAGCAGGAACUUCUCCCUUUCCUCCCCCCCUCUGGUUUUAUUUCAGUGCUUUUUUAAAGCCACUGUUCCCAAUCAACUGUUCACUGUAAUAGAAGUGUCACUUUUAUCACAAUAUUUAUUCCUUACAAAUCCUGUGUGACAUGCUAGGUUCCCAUGGAUGUAGCUGAUCAUUUUUAUUUUGUAAAUAUAAUUACCUAACUUUACAUAAACUAUAUCGUAAUAAACUAUUUUUGCACCACCCUUUG